GCAUCCUUUUCCUGACAUUUGAGCUAGGAAGAAUGAAAACUUGACUAUUCAGUACAUUUCCACACUAAUUCUCUUUAUUCCUCGAGAACAAAGAUUCUGUAUGUGUGGAAACAGUCUACAGAAAUAGAUUCAUCCUGAGGCCCAGUAGGUGAACUACGUUAACCAUCAAGAGCUGCAUAAUCAAGAUUUUUUGAUUGGGAGAAUUCUGCAGCGCGAUUCAUUUCUGUAGCAUGGACGUUGAUGGAGGAGAUGCAUCCUCGACAGACAUCAACGGGGAGACAAAACCUGACCCAGCAAAACUCUCACAACUCAUAAAACAGGAUGUCAUGCUAACAGGAGCAACGACAUGCACCCAGUCACCUGUAUCCAUCACAAUGCCUGGUUUAGCCACACCUACUUCUUCUAUUCCUCCAGUGACGAUCCCCAACAUGACGCUAGGCAACAGUGUCUUACAUGGGGGCGCAAUCACAGACCAUUUGUUUGCUCCAGGUCUAGUCCACAAUGAAACUUCACAUGUCAGCGAAGUUCUUAAAGAUCUGCCAGGGGCGCAUAACUUGACAUCGCAGCAAAUCUUUAGUCAGUCACCUGUAGCAACACCCCAGUUUGUCAUGGCAGGGGGCGCUGCACCAGGGACCCCAACAGCUAUACCAGUGCAACAAAUACUUAUACCCGUAUCAACAGGAAAUGGUACUCAACAGAUUCUCAGUAUUCCAGUUUCUAUGGCAGCAGGAAUAGGGGCCAAUGGACAGAUUCAACUUCUUACAACGUCAAAUGGUCAAAUUAUUGCCACCAACUUAGCCAACCUCGCCACUGGCCUAAUAUCUGGGAACACUCCACCACUGAAUGUUACACUGCCUACAGCCCAGACUCGGACUACUGUAACUGAGGACGCAAUCUCAGCAGCAUCUCAUGCCAUAACCACAACCCCCCAGCAGAUAGCAGCACCGCAGGCACAAGUAGCCACCCAACUGCCAUCUAUACCCCAGGUGAUCACCAAUGCACAGGGGCAAAUUCUGGGCUUCGCACCACAGAUGAUGGCAUCUUCACUGGGAGGAACAGCCACUUCAACCACCCCGUCAACGUUCCUUCAACCGACUACCACCACCCCCACCCUCAACUCCCUAGCAACCACAAUGGAAGCACCCCGUCAGUUGCUACAGACAGUUCAGCAAGCAGCCAGUUCCAGCGUCUGUGUAUCUCAACCCAGUCGUACCGUUCACCAUACGAGCAGUACAACACCACAACGACCAGAACCUAGCGGGGCCUACAAUCUCACAAUCCAGAAAGAGGCUCCAAGUGCCGUCAUCUCGUGGCCACAUCUUCCCACCUCGGCAGUGCAACUCAGUCAAGCCUCACAGUCACACACAGUCCCUUCAACGCAGACAGCCAGCAUGACACUAGCGCCACCUAACCAAACCAUUCAACAAUCAGCUGUCACCAUGGCAACAGUAAGCGUGUCAUCAACCAUCAACUCAAAUAGUCUCGUAAAUAGUCUCCCACCAAAUGUUAGUCAACUUUUGCCAAACUGCACUCAGACCAUUAGCACUCUCCAGGACUCCACAAUAGUCGAUGGGGUCAACUUAGAUGAAAUCAAAGAAUUUGCACGUCAGUUUAAAAUCCGAAGAAUCUCACUGGGCCUGACUCAGACGCAGCUAGGGCAAGCCCUCAGUGCCCAGGAGGGCCCCUCAUACAGCCAGAGUGCCAUCUGCAGGUUUGAAAAACUGGACAUUACACCUAAAAGUGCACAGAAAAUUAAACCCGUGCUGGAACGGUGGAUGAGAGAAGCAGAAGAGAGAUACAAAAAUGGAAUGCAUAAUCUCACAGAAUUUAUCGGCAGUGAGCCUUCUAAAAAGCGAAAAAGGAGGACGUCAUUUACGCCACAAGCUCUAGAGUUUCUCAAUGAGCAUUUUGAAAGAAAUACACAUCCAUCAGGUGCUGAGAUGACGGAACUCUCCGAGAGGCUAAAUUUCGAUCGUGAAGUGAUUAGGGUCUGGUUUUGCAACAAACGGCAGAUGUUAAAAAAUACCAUUAGACGAUUAAAACAAGCAGAAAUACCAACGUUAUGUGAAUAGCUGAUGAUGAAUUCAGUCUUGUAAAAUGAAUGAAGAUAUUCCAAUGGACAAGUAUUUAUAAAGCGGUAGUACAUACAACCAUGUUCUACUUAUAUGCUACUUUAUAUAUAUAUGCAGCUUAAUUGCCCAUAGGUGCUACAGUUCGCCGAUAUAUAACUGGAUUGAACAACUGAACACAGAAAAUAUGAAAUUACAAGUAACCGUAGUUUGGUUCCAUGGAAUAAUUAUAGGAUCAUGAACCUUGUGUAUGAUAACCUGUCACAACGGAGUUGAUUAAGACAGCAAGUUUUCCUAUAUACACUACCCAUCUAAGAACCUUAUCCGAUUGUUCCAUAAAACCAGAGAUAUAAUGUAACAUAUAGUUUUUGAUGGAAACAGGAUCUGAAUUUGAUAAUUUUGGUUAAAUCAACCCA
This is a messenger RNA of Owenia fusiformis, 2485 nucleotides long. Lineage: Eukaryota; Metazoa; Annelida; Polychaeta; Sabellida; Oweniidae. The record is from the annotation of a GenBank genome assembly.